AUGACUGCGGCCACAGCAUCCCACAUUGGUCUCGUUGACGAGUACCUUGCCAAAGGAACAUGGAAGGUUUCUGAGAAUUCAAACUCGACAUACUCGCACCAGGGCCUCAUGCAGUAUGUCUCCAACCACAUCAUCUCCCAGUACUGGUUGGACAAGAUCUACACCGAGGAGAUUCGCAAGUACGACAGCGAGAAUCGUUUCCAUAUCCACGAUCUGGGAUUUUUGAGUGCCUAUUGCUCAGGAUGGAGCAUUGAAGAUAUCCUUCUUCAGGGAUUCGGAGGUGUCGAGAACAAGAUCCAAUGUCGUCCACCGAAGCAUUUGAACACGGCUCUCAACCAGAUUGUCAAUUUCCUCUUCACUCUCCAAGGUGAGCUCGCAGGAGCUCAAGCCCUUUCCAGCUUCGAUACCUACCUUGCUCCAUUUAUCCGAAGCGACAACUUGUCUUAUGUGGAGGUCUUUAAAUACCUGCAGAGUUUCGUCUACUCUUUGAACGUGCCAACUCGAAGCGGAUUCCAAGCGCCCUUCACCAACCUCUCUCUGGAUCUCAUCUGCCCGAGUCGGCUUGGCGAUCAGUCCGUGAUCAUCGGCGGAGAACUUCAUGAAGAAUGGGUCUACAAUGACUUUCAGGAAGAGAUGGAUAUGCUCAACAAAGCCUUUGCCGAGGUCAUGAUGCAAGGCGAUGGCAACGGCAACAUCUUUUCGUUCCCCAUUCCCACCUACAACAUCUGCGAAGGUAUCGACUGGGAGUCGCCUCGCUGGAAGUCCAUCUGGGAGAUGACAGCCAAGUACGGCGUUCCAUACUUUGCCAACUUUAUCAACAGCGACCUGGACCCUGAAGACUUUCGAUCCAUGUGCUGCCGACUUCGUCUUGACCUCAGCAAACUCCACUGUCGGGUUGGUGGUCAGUACGGUGCAAGCCCUUUAACUGGCUCCAUUGGAGUAGUGACUGUGAACCUGCCAAAUCUCGCCUACAGAUCCAACGGCUCUAAAGAAACAUUCUUGGCCGAGCUGUCAGAUACCUUGAGGGUUGCCAAGGACUCUCUGGAGAUCAAGCGGAAACUCGUUGACUCGAAUGCGGCUCUUUACCCAUACGCAGCUCACUACCUCUCUGCGACAAAGGGACGGACUGGAUCUUACUGGACGAACCACUUCAGCACCAUUGGAGUCAACGGCAUGAAUGAGGCCUUGGUUGCAUUGUUUGGAGAGACCAUCGCCAAGCAAAAGACGUUUGCUCUUGAAGUCUUGGACUUUAUCAAGGAACGCCUUCAAGAGUUCCAGACUGAGACGGGCAAUCUCUACAACUUGGAGGCAAGUCCUGCAGAGAGUACAUGCUACAAGUUUGCGCGACAAGACAAGAUCAUCUUCCCGGAUCGAAAGAUUCCGACCUUUUACACCAACUCGACCAUGCUUCCAGUCGACACUACCGAGGAUCUCUUUGAGGCCUUGGAUCACCAAGAGGACCUUCAGUGCUCAUACACGGGUGGGACUGUCUUCCAUGCGUUUCUGGGAGAGCGUUUGCCUGAGUGGAGGUUGGCUCGGGACUUGAUCAAACUCUUGACAUCGCGCUUCCGCAUCCCGUACAUCACCCUCACGCCAACUUUCAGUAUUUGCAAGACACAUGGUUACCGCGCAGGGGAAGAACCUGAAUGUUUGCUCUGCGGGGAGGAAUGUCUCGUCUAUUCUCGAAUCGUCGGCUACUUCCGUCCCACUAGAGACUGGAACAAAGGCAAAGCUGAAGAAUUCACUGCUCGCAAGGUCUACCGAUACAUCUCGGACUCGCCGCUGUCGGAAGCUGGAAAAGGAGAGACGAAGCUUCAGGCACUUGAACGCCAGGUUGCUGAGAUUGAUGACAUUCCCGUGGCUGGACACAUCAAGAGUACUCUGAGUGACUAUCCUGGCAAGAUGCAAGCCUCAAUCAUGUUUACCUCGCGUUGCAACUUGGCUUGUCCUUGGUGUCACAAUGGACCUGUUGUCAAUGGUGAGCGUGACGACGUGACAGCUCAAGAUGUCUUCAGACACAUCACUUCAACCUCUCACAAGUGCUUGGUCAUCUCUGGGGGUGAGCCAACCAUUCACAAGGGUCUCUUACCUUUUAUGCGACUCCUCAAGAAGGCGGGCGUGACCAUCAAGCUCGACACAAACGGAACUUCUCCCGAAGUACUGCGCCAGGUCUUUUCAGAGAAGUUGGUUGACUUUGUUGCAAUGGACAUCAAGUGUGCCUUGGAGAAGUACAAAACAGUCGCUGGCAAGAGAAUCAAGCCCAAGGUCCUCCAGGCAAGUAUCACUCUCAUCAAGGAAAGCGGAGUCCCAUACGAGUUCCGUACAACGGUCGUUCCAUCGCUUGUUGACAUGGAGGAUCUCUUUGAGGCGAAGCGCUUGGCUGGAGGGGAUUUGAAGAUGCAGCGUUUCCGCAAUGGUGAUACGAUCCUGGGAGAGGAUUACCGAGACUUCCCGGAACAUACAGAGGAAGAGUUUGAUGCUCUGGUCGCCCAGGUGGCCUAG
This is a messenger RNA of Fusarium keratoplasticum, 2502 nucleotides long. RefSeq lists its product as uncharacterized. Lineage: Eukaryota; Fungi; Ascomycota; Sordariomycetes; Hypocreales; Nectriaceae. The coding region runs from base 1 to 2502 and encodes 833 amino acids. The record is from RefSeq and is a predicted model, not a curated record. Gene Ontology annotation, molecular function: ribonucleoside-triphosphate reductase (thioredoxin) activity; ribonucleoside-diphosphate reductase activity, thioredoxin disulfide as acceptor; iron-sulfur cluster binding. Gene Ontology annotation, biological process: 2'-deoxyribonucleotide biosynthetic process; DNA replication. The transcript has a single exon. Gene Ontology annotation, cellular component: anaerobic ribonucleoside-triphosphate reductase complex.